UUAGAACCAGGACUAGAAUCAGGAUCAGGAUUAGAACCAGGAUCAGUAUUAGAACCAGGACCAGGAUUAGAACCAGGAUCAGUAUUAGAACCAGGACCAGGAUUAGAACCAGGAUCAGGAUUAGAACCAGGAUCAGGAUUAGAACCAGGACCAGGAUUAGAACCAGGAUCAGGA
Molecule: messenger RNA, 174 nt
Organism: Oncorhynchus keta (chum salmon)
Lineage: Eukaryota; Metazoa; Chordata; Actinopteri; Salmoniformes; Salmonidae
Product: sperm-associated antigen 8-like
Exons: 2
Source: RefSeq, a predicted model, not a curated record